This is a messenger RNA of Scheffersomyces coipomensis, 3010 nucleotides long. It is a transcript of the gene VTC4, whose product is annotated as Vtc4p. Gene Ontology annotation, cellular component: vacuolar transporter chaperone complex; fungal-type vacuole membrane. Bases 485 to 2662 code for a protein of 725 amino acids. Lineage: Eukaryota; Fungi; Ascomycota; Pichiomycetes; Serinales; Debaryomycetaceae. The transcript has a single exon. The record is from RefSeq and is a predicted model, not a curated record. Gene Ontology annotation, biological process: microautophagy; vacuole fusion, non-autophagic; vacuolar transport.
UUCACUAUUUAGUGGAUGUACUCAAUGUUCUCAUCCCCCUACGAUGUGAUGCUAUCACUAAUUGCGUAAGGCAGAAGAGGGAGGAAGGGACCCCCCACGUGCGCUUUCCUUUCUAGGAAUUCAAUUUUUAAUGCUUAAUUUUAAACUUCUACCAUUGACGUCCUGCAUACACUCAAUUUAAAGUUAUUAUUAUUUGAAGGGAAGAAAUGGGUGGUGAUAGUUUUUACAAACCAACUUCAAUUGGGUGUUGUAAAUUUCAAUUUCAAUAUAUCCCUUUAGCGGUUCUUUUGCUUAUUCAAUCUAAUUGUGUGUCAUCCUCAAUCUCUGUGGAAUACUUUAACUGACUUGAAUUGAAUUGAAUUGAAUUGACUUCAUUUGUUUGAUUGAUUGAUUCGAAUUGUCCUAUCUAGUUUGACAUUUCCUACCUUCAUAUCCCAUCCCAUCUCAUCCCAUCCAACAUCAAUCCCAUCAAUAAAUACCAAGGAUGAAAUUCGGUGAACAUUUAAGAAAGGCCCUCAUUAAAGAUUACAGUUUCUACUAUAUCUCCUACGAUGAUUUAAAACAUCAAUUAAAAAAAGGUUUAAAAGAUAAUGAUUAUGAAUGGUCUAAUGAAUUAGAAGAAGAAUUUCUUAAUUCUUUGGAAGUUGAAUUAGAUAAAGUCUAUUCCUUCACUAAAGUUAAAAACACUGAAGUUAAUCGUCGUAUUAAAGAAUCUGAAAAGUUUGUUUAUGAAGUUGUUGAUGGUUUACAUAAAUAUCAAGCUGAUCCAUCAUCGGUUAAAAAUCCACCUCAAGAACAAGAUUUUGAAGAAUUAGAAGAAGAAGUUAGUGAUAUUAUUGCUGAUGUUCAUGAUUUAGCUAAAUUUACUAGAUUAAAUUAUACUGGAUUUCAAAAAAUUAUUAAAAAACAUGAUAAAAUUACUAAAUCUAAUUUAAAACCAAUUUUUCAAGCUAGAUUAAAUGCUAAAGCGUUUUAUAAAGAUAAUUAUGAUAAUUUAAUUGUUAAAUUAUCUAAAUUAUAUGAUUUAGUUAGAACUAGAGGUAAUCCAGUACAAGGUGAUUCAUCAGCUGGUGGAUCUCAACAAAAUUUCGUUAGACAAACAACAAAAUAUUGGGUUCAUCCUGAUAAUAUCACUGAAUUAAAAUUAAUUAUUUUAAAACAUUUACCUGUUUUAGUUUUUAAUGCUGAUAAAGAAUUUGAACCGGAAGAUUCUGCCAUUACUUCAAUUUAUUUUGAUAAUAAAGAAAUGGAUCUUUAUUAUGGUAGAUUAAGAAAAGAUGAAGGGGCAGAAGCUAUUAGAUUAAGAUGGUAUGGUGGUAUGAAAUCAGAACAAAUCUUUGUGGAAAGAAAAACUCAUCGUGAAGAUUGGACUGGUGAAAAAUCAGUUAAAGCUAGAUUUGGAUUAAAAGAAAAGAAAGUUAAUUCAUUUUUAACUGGUGAUUUUACUGCUGAACAAGCUUUUGAAAAAGCAAGAAGAGAAGGUAAAAAAUCAGUUCAAGAAAUUGAUAAUUUAGAAAGAUUAGCUAAAGAAGUUCAAUAUCGUAUUUUAAAAGAAAAAUAUAGACCAGUUAUGAGAUCAUUUUAUAAUAGAACUGCAUUUCAAUUACCAGGUGAUGCCAGAGUUCGUAUUUCUUUAGAUACUGAAUUAAGUAUGGUUAGAGAAGAUGAUUUUGAUGGAUAUGAUAGAACUCAUGGAAAUUGGAGAAGAAUGGAUAUUGGAGUUGAUUAUCCAUUUAGUCAAUUACCUGAAAAAGAUAUUUGUCGUUUCCCAUAUGCUGUUUUAGAAGUUAAAUUACAAACUCAAUUAGGUCAAGAACCACCAGUUUGGAUUAGAGAAUUAAUUCAAUCCCAUUUAGUUGAAGCUGUACCUAAAUUUUCUAAAUUUAUUCAUGGUGGUGCUUCAUUAUUAACUGAUUUUGUUGAUCUUUUACCAUUUUGGCAUACUCAAAUGGAUGUUGAUAUUAGAAAACCAAAACUUCAACAAGAAUAUGGUAUUCAAAGACAAUUACAUCCUCAUCAUCAUAUUUUAAAUGGUACUUCAACAUCAGGAGGAGAAUUUGAUGAAGAAGAAUUAACUGGAUCAUCAUAUACUGGAGUUCAUUUUUCCAAUGAUAUUAAUCCAUUAGAAGAAGAUUUAGAAGAAACUACCCCAUUAUUAUUACCAAAUACUUAUACUAAUAGAACUGGUGAUUCACCUGUGGUUACAUUCUUUUAUCAUUUAUAUGGGAAAUUUUUAUAUUAUUUUAAUGAUGAUAGAACUUUUACAGUUAAACCAGGUAUAAAUUUUGAUUUAAAUACUACAUUUAAAGAUAAAUUACCAAAAGGUAAAACUAUUGCUAUUCCAAUUAGAAUUGAACCUAAAGUUUAUUUUGCUAAUGAAAGAACGUUUUUAAGUUGGUUAUCAAUUGGUAUGAUUUUAGGUGCUACUGCUACUGCAUUAUUAAAUUAUGGUACCAGAUCAAGUUUAACUGCUUCGAUUGGAUUUUUCAUUACUGCUUUAUUCACAUUAACUUAUUCUACUUAUAGAUAUCUUUGGAGAGUGGUUAUGAUUAGAGAAAAGAAUGCGGUUCAAUAUGCUGAUAAAUUUGGACCAAAUAUGAUAUCAUUAUUCAUAUUUUUAGCAACAUUUACCACUUUCCUUUUUAAAUUCUUAGAAAAUUAAUGAAUCAAAUCAAAUCAAAUUUCUUUCGUUGUUACUUUCUUUUUUAUUUCAUUACUCAUUAAUAUUACCUUUUAAAAAAAAAACUCUUUCCACUUAUCAUACUUUUAUAUAACAUACAUACAUAUUUAUGUCUUAUCUUUUACACUUUUUACACUAUGUUAAUUAAAAAUGAAAAUGAAAAUAUAUAAUAUCAAAUAAUAUAUCGUACUAAUGUGAUGCAAUUGAGUUAUUAAAAUAAAGUAAAAUAAAAUAAAAAUACUCCAUUGUAAUAGGCUACAGGAGGGAUAUGUACGUACUGAUUGGAUUCAUGAGGGUUUUCCGAUAUUAGGAGAAUGGCUUAAUAGUUAU